AUGUCUACAUAUGGAAAGAAUACUAAACACCUUUUCCAUGUUGUUAACAAGUCUCUCGGCACAAAUAGCAUCACUUACUACUAUGGCGGCCGAAGAGCAAUCUUCAAAGACCCAUGCCAAGGGUCAGACUGUACUCCAUAUAUGGGCCUCUUCACUCCUGGUGAAUAUAAGAUAGAAUUAUGGGGCGCAGGCAGUGGCUUCCCAGAGCAUUCAUAUGGAAGCUACGGUGCAUAUGUUCGAGGGACGAUCUCUAUCUCAACUCCAUCUGUUUUCUAUAUUUAUCUUGGCCAGCGAGGAACCACUUCUACAAACUUAACCUUUAACGGAGGCACUCCAGGUCUAUCCUACUACUCAAUUACGAGUGGUGGAGGUGCUUCGGAUAUUAGGCUCGUUCCUGGUAAUUGGAAUUCCUUUGAAAGUCUUAAAAGUCGAAUUAUGGUAGCCGGUGCUGGAGGCGGCUGUGCCGAUCAUCAAGGUGGCACUAUCACAGGUAGUGGUGGUGGCAUUAAAGGUGAAGAUGGUGUUUUUACAAUAAAUUCUCCUUGCUUAGUGAAUGACUGUGAAAAUCAGACGCAAAGAAGGUGUUAUAAUACAAUCCCAACCGGAGGAGAACAAACUCAAAGUGGUGUUGAUGCUAUUUAUACUUUGAGAACAGGAAAAUUCGGAAUUGGUGGAUAUUCAAAUCAGAAUUAUUUAAAAUCUCCAGGCGGCGCUGGAUAUUAUGGAGGUGGUUGUGGAGCGAGCUCGAAUUGUGUUGUUAGUUGUCGUGCAGGUGGAUCUUCUUUCGUUUCAGGGAUGAAAGAUUGUAACGCGAUAAGUGAAUCAUCCUCUGGUUUUGAUAAUAUAUUGCACACAAAUCAGCCAAUACACUAUUCUGGAUAUCAAUUUACUGAUACUGUCAUGCUUAAUGGUGGAGACCCUGAAAUCCCGAAACCACAAAACCUCAACUUUUAUGAUGGAGCAUGUCAAAUCACUAUUCUGAGUGAUUUUCUCUCUUUCCUCCAAUCCUGUCAAGUACCUUACUAUAAUUACCAAUAUUUCUUUCUCUCUUUCUUUAUUUUCACUGAUACAUGA
Trichomonas vaginalis G3 is the source of this 1074-nucleotide messenger RNA. Its product is annotated as glycine-rich protein family. The transcript has a single exon. The coding region runs from base 1 to 1074 and encodes 357 amino acids. The record is from RefSeq and is a predicted model, not a curated record. NCBI's taxonomy places the organism in Eukaryota, Parabasalia, Trichomonadida, Trichomonadidae.